Messenger RNA from Eupeodes corollae, 6028 nucleotides. RefSeq names its product proton channel OtopLc (gene OtopLc). Gene Ontology annotation, cellular component: membrane. The transcript is spliced from 8 exons. Lineage: Eukaryota; Metazoa; Arthropoda; Insecta; Diptera; Syrphidae. Gene Ontology annotation, biological process: proton transmembrane transport. The coding region runs from base 2069 to 5626 and encodes 1185 amino acids. Gene Ontology annotation, molecular function: proton channel activity. The record is from RefSeq and is a predicted model, not a curated record.
UGGAAAUUCUCAUAAGUUCUUACACUUUAUUUGACACUAUAUGAAUUUUGAGGAAACUUUGAGUUUAAAGCAUUCAUAUUUUUGGAGUUUUAAUUUUAACUACCUGCUUAGAUUUAGAUAGUCUCAGAGAGCUUUAGAGGUUGGAAAAGGUAAUAUCUCUAAAAUCUUACUUGAUAAAGUAACUUAAAAAUCAGGUUUGAAUUACGGAUAUCAAAAACCAUUUUAAAUCUAAUUUAAUUGACAAAACCAAAACCUUAUCGACCAGAAUAGACAUCGCUUGGAUAAAAAAACUAUCUUCACUUACGCAUUUUGAAGAAAAAGUACUAUUUUAUACUAUAGAAAUUGAGAAAUUCACUAAAAAAAACAGUUUUCGUGGACACGAGGUUUUAUGAGACUUUUUACACAAUGUUUGAAAGAACACCAAAAGGAUCCAUCAUAACUUCACAGAAGAUAUUCAUGAAAAUACACACUGAGCUAUAGGUAGAAAUAACUUUUUGGUUAAAUACAUUAUUAAUAUUCUAUUUGGCAUCCCUAUACCAUAAUAGCAUCAAAAUUCACAUCCCCCCAUAUAAACACCAAAUGAAUCAUUCAGAGAGGUAUAAAUCACUCUUUAUCUGAAGUUAAAAUGAACACGGUCGCUAAGCAACACACAAUACACAACCCCACACCCACAAAAUAUACCAAAUACACAUUUCCUGUGUUCAUUCUUAACGGGCGCCCAACAUUACUUCCAUACUUUUAAGGGUUGAUGCCUGGAAAUCCACACACACACACACAUACACACGUACAUAAAUACAUUCACUUCAUUGGAAUUUACUCAAUGAAUGGAAUCACCACGACAACAUGACCGAAAAGUAGCGGUCUAGCUGCGCGAAUAAAAAGAAAUAAAUAAAUUCCGCCACUAUCAUUUUCCACAAACGACAUUUUAAUAGUAACUCUCCCACACACAGACACCCACAAACACACUCACGAUGAAAACAAGUGUAUCCGAAAGAGAUUCUUUUCUGGGAUGCCGAUAGCACCACACCACAUCACCAUACCGCUCACCUCAACGCAUCCUCAUAACGCGCGCCGAUCUGAAAACAAACCAUCAUAACAUUCCAUUUCCAUCGACUACGUCUGGUUCAGUCAGUUCAGGCGUAGUAUCCGUAAGAUACAUUUCAAACUGUUCGAGAGAUUCAAUUUCGUACGUACUGAAAAAAAGCGCACAAUCAACACACAUCAUAACACAGCGAAAUUGCAGCAAAUUGUAUGUACAAUGUACAUUCCACGAGAGAAGGGUGCAAAUUUGUCGUCGUCGUACUCUCGUGAGUCGUGAUAUUCCUCUAGGACGCUUUUACACACCGUACACCGAACUUCGGAUUUGAAAUUCUGCAUGUGAACGUGAAGCACAGCCAGCAGCAAGCCGCUACUGAACGCUAUUCCUCGGGCGAGUGUUGUCGCAGAAGGUUCGUCGCCAUCGCCAUCGCCAGACAGUGAUAUCUAUCUAUGUUCAAACCGAGUUCUUAAAGAUACAAUAUUAGUGUUGGGUGCUCUUUAAAUAAAAAUUCUAAAUCAUAUAAAAAUUAAUAAGUUAUUAAAAAGAAAUUCUAAAGUGCAACGCAUUAAAGCUUCCUUUCUCCCAACCAUCCCCCCGCCCUACAGCUCGGUCCGUUUUUGAGUUCUUAAAUUUGGGGGUUGGAAAAAAUAGGAAAAAAAAACAGGAAAACCAAAUUGAAAGACGAAGUAGAGUUUUUGCACCAAAUUUUCGGUAAACUUCGUCGCAGGAAUCCUAUCUACUCCUGUGUGUGUGUGUAUUAUUGUGUCUGUGUUUUAUUUUUAUUUUCUUAUUUAUGUAGCGUAUCCAAACCCCGAGCGUUUCUGUCUUUUUGAUAUGAUUACAAUGAAUGUGAUGAAAAAUUGUGUCGUGUCGUCGUCGAGAGCUUGAUGUGACAUAAAAAUAUGAAUGUGACAAAGAAAAAACCAUUAAGAAUUUAAAUUAAAAUAAAUUUACUACAACAACCACCAAGGUGUUCAAUUUUGUUUAAGAAAAUAAACAAAAAAAAAACUAAAUCAAUCUUUAAUAAUCAUGGAUAGCUCUCCCGAUCUUUCUUUAAAGCUCCGCCGCGGCUCGAGUGAUUCACGGGAUUCAUUUUAUAUGGAUUUUGCUCAAGGAAUUGACUCUGAUAUUGAGGAAGUGGAUACGACCGUAAUUGCACGGCCACCGGCACCUCCACCUCCACCCCCUCAAACCCUACCCACUACGACUCCUUCUCAGCCACCGCCUCCACCAGCCAUGGAAAUACCAAUUGCGUCUAGUACUCAAGUAACGAUUUCAAAUUUUUCGGGGUCUUCACAUCCCUUACCCACACUUCCCGAAGUCCCGUCGCCACACUAUAGAACUGGACCGUCCGAUGUGGACCUGCAAACUGACACCGAGGGCGAUGACGAGGACGAGGAUGAUGACGACGAUAGGGAUCGAGCAGUGAUGCCACCACCAUUGCCACCACUUCCUCCCAAUAUGCACUAUGUCCUCGAUUCGGAGGAGACUACGCCUUCUUCGUCAUCUCCCUCACCACCACCAACUCCACCGCCAUGUGCACCACUAUCUAUAGUUCCUCCACCACCACCUCCAUUGCCUCCGCUGCCAAUGUCGCCUGCAGGUUCGCCUCCGCCUCCAAUGUCACUAAUGGGACAUCAGGAGCAGCCACAUCCGCCAGAUGGCAGAAGCAGCAGCAGCAGCAGUGGCAACGGUCCAACAACAACAGCAGUAACAACAACACCACCACCAGCAUUCAAUGAUGUCGAAGAUCCCAAAGUGGAAGCCCCCGAAUUAGAUGAAACAGACGCUGACGAAGAAGAAGAAGCGGAAGCAGACGAUGAAGCCGAUGAAGUAGACGACGACGAUGAUGUUAACGAAGACGACGUUGAUGAUUUGGAGCAACAGAGUGGCGCUGCUGGUGCUGCUGCCAUGAAUGGAAUACAGGAGUAUCCUCUGCAAGCAGAUGAAACACAAAGCAUUGACGGAGGAAACAAUGAUGAUUCGUCUACGACAAUUACCACACCAGCGAGUAAUGGAUUCUCGACUUCGUUACCCCUCACUCCGGCCGCUAGCAGUAACAUGACCGUGGCUACGGACUUAACAGGAAUUGAAUCGGAACCAGUAAUUAUUGUGCCAACACACCAGCACCCGCAAUCGCAAACGCACCCUCACCCGCACCGAACCAUGCCAAUACCAGUUCCAGGACCGACUGUUCCAAAAUCAGCUACUCCGCACAUCAUUCAGCCCAAGUCGUUAUCACUUCGGGAAAGCUCAGUGACAGAUAUGCCGUCACCCAUUGCAACAACGAUAACAGCUCCAGCUUCAGCAACACACAUCAACUUCUACGAUGAACACAUAAAAUCACCUCCUAGCAAUCAUUUGCAUCACCAUCAUCAACACCAUCAUCACCAGCAUCAUCAGCAUCAUCAACACCAUCAUCAGACUCAACAACAUUAUUACCAUCUGCAGCAUUCACCGUUCAUGGAUCGUAGUCCAAUCCCGCCGACAGCACCACAACCGCCAUCUCCAAUGUCUUCCGCUAACCUCUUUCUAUCCUCGGAGACUGGCAGUCAUAAUUCGUCACCAGCUAAGUCAUCGUCACGCCUCCAAUCGACUUCUCAUUCCCAUCAUCGAGUGACAAUCGAUGAUUCUAAUUUACCGCUCUCAGCCUCAUCGACUCAUCAUCAGCUGUUGGCCAUAACAUCUAAGGAUCCGCCAUCGGGCGGAUCUUCACAAAAUCAAUUGGCCAAUAUUGGUGAUCGACAGACAGGACACUUGGCACUGAUGUAUCAUCACCACCAGUUAACAAGUUUUCCAGUCCUGCCAGCGAUUAAACGACCGCCACGUCGAUUAAGUUACGCCGAGCAUCGGUAUCCACCAAUUAAAGCCGGGGAUGCACUUGCAACACUUUUCUCAGCGCUUUACGGUAAACUUUUGGUAGUGAUGGGAAUUGCUUUUCCAAUGGCUGAAGUCAUUUCGACAUACAUCCCGCCAUCAUUCUAUGAGGUGUACUAUCUGUAUCUGUAUAUUGGCAGUAUGCUGUUUCUGUUCUUCAUGUACGCCACAUUGCUUUGGGGUCGACCGAAAAUUCCAUUAAGCAUAGGAUCUCCAUCUAAAUCUUCAUCCUCGAAGAAACGCAACUCAACUAGUGCCUCAUCGGAGAGCAUGGAUGAAUCGGAUACGGAAAGUAGCAACUCAACGGAUAGCAAGCCAAUUCCAAGUACAAUACCAUCAGCGCGUAGGCCAUCACUGUUGGCCCCAUUGGGACGUCAACAUCACUACGGAAGUUUCUACUUAAGAAUGGGUGCUGUUGCUUUUGGAAUUGGAAGUAUGAUCUAUUCAGGACUUGAAUUCGGACAGUAUUUCGAAUUGGAGCGCGAUACUAAAUGUCAUAAUGUUAUGCUGGCUUUAACACCUGCUACCCGAAUGGCUUUCAUCUUCAUUCAAAUGUACUUUAUCUUUUUGAACAAUGAGCAAAUAAAGGUUUAUCGUUACAAGAUAAUAGCCCGAUUCGGUUUGAUGCACAUGAUUGGAACAAAUUUGGCUGUUUGGUUAAAUGUACUAAUUCAAGAAACGAAGCACGAAAUUUUGACAUUUUAUAAUCCAGAAAAUCGAACUCUAAGAAUAGCUCAUCGAUUAGGACAUCGAGCUCAACAUAAUAUAGACGCUAUGGCACAUGUUCGUGUACCUCGUGGUCUCAAGGGUCCGUAUCAGAUUUUCGAAUGCCGUCGUACGAAUAUUAUAGGAACAUUGGUACAAGACGCCUCACCAUUCCUUUUCCCUUGCACCAUUGAAUACUCCCUUAUAUGCGCGGCCAUAUUGUAUGUCAUGUGGCGUAGUAUAUCCCGACCACAAGCUCCUCCAAUCCAGCGUAUGGAGACGGUGAACUCACCCUGCAAACGAUCCCCUCAUCACUACUCAGUCGACUGUGCUCGAGCCCAUAAGGGACUCUUUGUGGGAAUUCUCAUCCUGGUUCUCACCAUAAUCUCGCUGAUACUCUUCUUCGUACUCAUAUCCCGACCGGAUUUUGUCAGUCUAGCAGUUACAGAAGUGACUAUCUGUGAGCUUCUCAUCUACGGGACAGCAACAAUCGCGACUCUAGUCGGAAUGAUCCAGAUUAGGCACUUGCAGUACGACGCAGCUCGAAGUUUCCAGUUGGAUGACAUCUUGUUGGUGGGGGCACAGACCGGAUCUUUUCUUUAUAACAUCUUCACCGUUAUUGCGGGACAUUUCACCCUACGUCGUGAUACAAUCCUCGUGUUGAUUAACGCCUUAGCGUCAAUCGUGCAGACUGCUUGCCAAACGAUGUUCAUUUUGGACGCAAGUCGUCGUCAGGCUGUCAGCCCCGAACACAUUCGAAAGAAACCCGGCCGUGAAAUCGUAACCUUUAUGCUUGUGGUAAAUUUGGCAAUGUGGGCCAUAAGUACGCUGGAAAAAUCACGAGCUGAAUCCCACCCUAUUCAAUUGAAUUUCUACGGUCUCUGGGCAUGGACGAUAAUAACACACGUUUCGAUGCCUUUGGCGAUCUUCUAUCGCUUCCACAGCACUGUAUGUCUGUGCGAGAUCUGGAAGAGGGCGUACAAACUAAAACCUACUUACAUGUGAGAAUGUGCCAGGGGGCGCUGUUAUUGUUACUCUGAUUUAGAUUAUCGUGAAGAUUUAGUUUCGUCGUCAAGGACGCGUAGCGAGCAAGCGGAUCGGUAUCCUGUUUUCGUUAUUUCGGAUGCCAAUUAAUUAAAUACAAUUAAGGAAUGUUAGGUUCUAUGUUUUUGAGAUUUUAAACACUUUAUAAUAUAUAUAAAGAUCUUUAGUUAGUAUUAAGUUAUUACUAUUAUUACUUAUAUGGAUUUGAGAUUUAUUUAAAUUUAGUAUUAUAUUAUUAAAAACAAAAUCCAGUCCCCCUAUGACAAAAAAAAAUUAUUAUUCAAGAAUUGUAAUGACCAAUUUUUAGAUCAAACAGAACAAUAUACAGUAAAUAAAAUAGACAUUUUUUAGAACUUUAAAACA